This is a messenger RNA of Sporothrix schenckii 1099-18, 318 nucleotides long. RefSeq lists its product as uncharacterized. The transcript has a single exon. The record is from RefSeq and is a predicted model, not a curated record. Bases 1 to 318 code for a protein of 105 amino acids. Lineage: Eukaryota; Fungi; Ascomycota; Sordariomycetes; Ophiostomatales; Ophiostomataceae.
AUGUCUGCUGUGACGAUGACCCGAAUGACCAGCAAAUGGCAACAAUCCUUCACCAAUCGACACCGAGACAUGGCGAGUCAGUCGCGUCGACCGAAAAGGAAGAGGAUCGUCCGUCAGGCUGCCAAGACCGUUAUCUGGCGACAUGCCCCUAUUUUCGACGCGGCAGAUGAUCAUCACGGCCAAAGGGAUGGCACCGUUGAUAAGCUCCUGCCCGUUUUGGCUGCAUCAACGGCCCUUGCAGACACAUCGUCGGACGCAAUGCAACAAUCAAAUCGGAGGGAUAAAAGGGGGAUAAAGAGCAUGGAAUGGCCGAGAUGA